AUCAUCUCCAAUUAUUUAAACUAAACCAUCCCCCACUUCCACUUGCUCCAAGAAACUCACCGGAAAGAUGAGUUCUCCGACCAAGUCGCCGGAGAAAUCAAUGGAGGAGAACAUGAAGAAGAAAAAGAAAAAGUCCAUAACUAUAAUUUUCCGGUAUGCCGAUUGGUAUGACAAAUUGUUGAUAGUUUUGGGCACACUUGGAGCAAUUGGAGAUGGGAUGUCUACAAAUGUUUUAUUGGUUUUUGUUAGUCGUCUUUUUAAUAGUUUGGGUUAUGGCAAAGGUGUUCAACGAAACCCAGAAAACUUUAUGCACGAAAUUGAAAAGUGUAGUUUGGCUUUCGUGUACAUCGGUUUAGGGGUGAUGGUAAUGGCGUUUAUGGAAGGAUAUUGUUGGAGUAAAAUAAGCGAACGUCAAGUCCUAAAAAUUCGUUACAAAUAUUUGGAGGCUAUUUUACGACAAGAAGUUGGUUUUUUUGAUUCACAAGAAGCAACAACUUCAGAAAUCAUCAAUAGCAUUUCAAAAGACACCUCCCUCCUCCAAGAAGUCCUUAGUGAAAAGGUACCAAAAUUCUUGAUGUACACGUCGAUGUUCUUAUCGGGACUAGCAUUUUGCACAUACUUCUCAUGGAGGAUGGCUUUAGUAGCUUUUCCAACGACGGUUUUCUUGAUUAUUCCAGACCGGACAACUGAAAUGGGUUUGAAACAAGGAAUCGCGAAAGGUCUUGCUGUUGGGAGCACUGGGCUUUCUUUUGCUAUUUGGGCAUUGAUCGCGUGGUAUGGAAGUCGUUUGGUUAUGUAUAAAGGAGAAAGUGGAGGGCGGGUGUACACCUCCGGUCUUGCAUUCGUGUUAGGUGGAUUAGCUCUUGGGAUGGCAUUACCGGAACUGAAUCACUUCACAGAAGCAUCAAUAGCAGCGUCAAGAAUCUUCCAUAGAAUCGAUCGAGUCCCAGAAAUCGAUGGUGAAGACAUCAAAGGACUUAUACCUGAUGAAAUCCACGGACAGAUUGAAUUCGAAAAUGUCGAAUUCACAUAUCCUUCAAGACCUAACUCCAUUAUUCUCAAAGAUUUCAACCUCAAAAUCGAAGCAGGAAGCACUGUCGCUCUAGUGGGAGCAAGUGGUAGUGGUAAAUCCACCGCCAUUGCUUUGGUUCAGAGAUUUUAUAACGCAGAUCGAGGAAUUAUUCGUGUUGAUGGAAUCGAUAUCAAAAAACUACAGUUGAAAUGGUUGCGAGCACAAAUGGGACUCGUAAGUCAAGAACACGCACUAUUUGGAACUUCGAUUCGAGAAAACAUUAUGUUUGGGAAGAUCGAUGCAACAAUGGAGGAAGUAAUCGCUGCUGCAACGGCGGCCAAUGCUCAUAAUUUCAUCCGGCAGCUUCCAGAAGGAUAUGAAACGAAGGUCGGUGAAAGAGGGGCGUUGUUAUCGGGGGGACAGAAGCAGAGGAUAGCGAUUGCUCGAGCGAUUAUUAAAAACCCUGUGAUUCUUCUUCUCGAUGAAGCUACAAGCGCACUUGAUUCAGAAUCGGAGAAACUUGUUCAAACUGCUCUUGAUCAAGCUUCCAUGGGAAGAACAACAAUGGUGGUUGCUCACAAGCUUGCAACGAUACGAAACGCAGAUGUGAUUGCAGUCAUGAGUGAAGGUAGGGUUAUCGAACAAGGCCCACACACCGAAUUAAUCAACAGUCACACAGGUCAGUACUCCCAUUUAGUCAAACUUCAGCGCCAAUUCAGCUCGUUUAACGACGAACACCACACUCCGGUGACAAAAAGCAGCGCUUCGAGGUUAAGCACGUCGAAAUCGAGCCCAGCAAUGUUCGAUUCACCGAUGCCUUUCAACGAUCCACAAUCGCUAUCAUCAUCAAAUCACCCAUCGCCUUCGUUCUCCCGACUCCUUGCUCUAAACUCGCCGGAAUGGAAACAAGCGGUGAUUGGGAGCUUAGCAGCGGCGACGUUUGGAGCUGUGCAACCGGUGUACGCGUUAACAGUAGGAGGAAUGAUUUCAGCUUUUUUUGUACUAAAUCACGAAGAGAUGAAUUCCCGAAUAAGAACUUACUCCAUAAUCUUCUGUUCACUUUCUAUCAUCUCUAUCCUCGUUAACCUCUUACAGCAUUACAACUUCGCAUACAUGGGUGAACAGUUAACCAAAAGAAUCAGACUGAAAAUGCUUGAAAAGAUCUUGACCUUCGAAACAGCCUGGUUUGACGAUGAAGAAAACGCAAGCGGUGCGUUGUGCUCGAGGUUAAGCAACGAAGCUUCAAUGGUGAAAUCUCUUGUAGCUGACAGAAUGUCGUUACUAAUCCAAACAGGGUCAGGGGUGUUGAUCGCCAUGAUUAUGGGUUUAAUCGUGGCUUGGAAGCUUGCACUUGUGAUGAUCGCAGUUCAACCUCUAACGAUUCUCUGUUUCUACGCAAGAAAAGUGUUACUUUCAACAAUGUCUGCAAACUUCAUAAAGUAUCAGAAUCAAAGCACUCAGAUUGCUGUUGAGGCUGUUUACAAUCAUCGGAUUGUGACUUCGUUUCAAAGUUUAGGGAUUGUUCUUCAGCUUUUUGACAAAGCUCAAGAUGGGCCGAGAAGGGAAGCGAGGAAGAAGGCGUGGUUAGCCGGAAUCGGAAUCGGGUCAGCUCAAGGGUUGACUUUUAUAUGUUGGGCUUUGGAUUUUUGGUAUGGUGGGAAGCUGGUCAACGCCGGAGAGAUAUCGGCCGGUGACGUUUUCAAGACUUUCUUUAUUCUGAUCAGCACCGGAAAAGUAAUAGCUGAUGCCGGAAGUAUGACUUCCGACAUAGCUAAAGGCUCCAAAGCUGUUGCUUCGGUUUUCUCCAUUCUUGAUCGCCAAUCACUAAUCUCCACCAAUGUUCAUGAAGGAGAUGGAAGUAGUGGAGUAAAAUUGGAAAAACUAAGUGGCGGAAUAGAAAUAAGAAAAGUCGAUUUUGCAUAUCCGUGUAGACCUGAGACAUUAAUCUUAAGAGAAUUUUGUUUAGAAGUAAAACCCGGAACAAGCAUAGGAUUAGUUGGAAAAAGUGGUUCUGGAAAGUCAACAGUUAUUGCAUUGGUCCAAAGAUUCUAUGAUACAGACAGAGGCACAAUUCGUGACAAUAUUAUUUUCGGAAAAGUUGAUGCUUCUGAAAACGAAUUGGUUGAUGCUGCUAAAGCUGCAAAUGCUCAUACUUUCAUCUCGGCACUAAAAGACGGGUAUAAAACCGAAUGUGGUGAAAGAGGAUUACAAUUAUCAGGUGGACAAAAACAACGAAUUGCAAUUGCUAGAGCAAUUAUUCGCAACCCAACAAUCUUACUACUAGACGAGGCUACAAGUGCCCUUGAUGUCCAAUCAGAACAAGUUGUUCAAGAAGCAUUGGAUCGAAUUAUGGUUGGAAGGACUACAGUUGUAGUGACACAUCGACUUAAUACAAUAAGACACCUUGACUCAAUUGCUUUUGUAUCUGAAGGGAAAGUUUUGGAACAAGGAACUUAUAAUCAACUCAAGAAUAAGAAAGGGGCGUUCUUUGAACUAGCUAAUCUUCAGAAAACAUAAGGUUUUCUUUUAAUGGUAUUUUUAUGUAUAUAGUAAUGAGGGCUGUGAGAGUACCCGAUGAAAUGUGCUUGUAAUUGAGCGAUUGUUGGGUAACAUGACUAAAAUCGGAUUAUUGUUGGGAUGAUUGAUGUGUAACCUUGAUGAAAUGUUUAUAUCUUUAAUUGGGCAUUUGAUCUAA
Molecule: messenger RNA, 3707 nt
Organism: Lactuca virosa
Lineage: Eukaryota; Viridiplantae; Streptophyta; Magnoliopsida; Asterales; Asteraceae
Source: the annotation of a GenBank genome assembly